AUGUUCACUCUGGAGUACCUGCAGGACCACAGGGACAGGAGACCUGCACGCCUUCAGGUGAACCCUCAGUGCAUCAUGGGAAUCCCCCAGCAGCCUAUUGCAGCACAACUGUCUCCUGAAUCCAAGUCCAAAGAACUCAGGACCUCUGAGCUGCAGCACCAUGCCAUUAUGGGCUGUGUCACACCGGAGCAUGUCUGGGGGAGGGGCUUCAGUUCUCAGGCUCAGACGGUGCUGCUCGGUGUUCGACGGAAAACCACCAUCCUCGGCACAGUCAACAAGAGUCGCAGGGAAAUUCCUCAAUCCGCUAGACAGACAGGUCGCAAUGAAUUCACCACUCAAGUGUUUUCAACCUCUGCUGCCACGCUGACAGUGUAUGCGGCCAAACGGAAGAAGACAGUCUAUAUUCUUAGCAGCAUGCCCAGCGUGGUUCAGACUGAUAACACCACCAAAAGGAAGCCAAACACUGUCACCCUUUACAACACCACAAAGUGUGGCGUGGAUGUGAUGGACCAGAUGGUGCGGGAGUACACUGUCCGCAGAGGAACACUGCGCUGGCCAGUUGCCGUGUUCUAUAACAUGAUUGACAUGGCAGCACUGAAUGCACAUGUGCUGUAUCAAGCAUGCACCGGGACGAAGGAAAGACGGGUGGACUUCCUGGUGGAGCUUGCAAGAGAGUUGGCUCACUCUCAUGUAGCUGAGAAGAAGCCUUGUGUUGUUGUUGAUUGUGGCACACGUAAUGCAGCUGGGCUGGCAUCUGAGAUUGGCACAGCUGUGGCUGUUUUUAACACAUGCCUUGAUGACCUGAUGCUUCACAUCAGAAAUCUACAGAAGUCUUUAGAUGCACAAUGGUAUGCUGUUAGCAGCAUUUCUGUGCAGGCAGGUCAAGCUGAUGUUGACGUGGGGAGUAGUGCAGUGUUUGUGGACAGGGAUGUUGACACCAAUCUUACAGCUAAACUUGAUAACACUUCUAGUGUGAGAGGAUCAUUUCACCAGGCUGAUGAUCGAUUUAAAUAUGGAGGAGUUCAGAGUAUGGCUAUAGGUCUGGUUAGCCUGGCAAAACAUAAAGUUGAUAGCGUCUUUUCAUGGGAGACAAAAGAUCUUGUCAGAGUUGCAGUUUUAGGUGACCUUUUGUACACCAAUUUGAGAGACUGCAACAUGAUAAGCAACUCAUCCAGUGUGUUGUGUGUCCCUGAUUUGCCUAAACAUUAUUGUAUUGAUGGGCAAAACUUUGAGUUUGAGUAUAGAGAUUUUGUCAGUGGGGAUGUUGAUGUGCUUGAAGGGGAACUCAUUGAGAAUGGCGUCUACACUACCCUGCAGACUGGGCUGCAAUAGAUCUGUGCCAUGUAUAAUACAUGUCUUUUGACAUUGUGUGGCAGUACAUGUGCAGUCAUUUCUGAGAAUGGACAAUAUGCACUAGUUGAUUCUCAUGCACUCAGUGAGCAGGGAAGAAGUGUUGUUUUGUGCUUCAGGUCACUUGAAGAUGUGUUCAGACACAUCUGCCAGCUGGCAACUGGCCUGAGUCAGAAGCAAAAGCCUUUUGAAGUAGCUGGUGUUUGUGUUGGGUACCUUGUGGUGUCCGAAAGUGCCACACCCAAAGACAGUUGCUCCCGCCACACACCUGCAUCUCGUCAGGCUCUGAUUGCGGGUUGGACUCUUAAGGCUGGGAUGCAGACAGCCUCACCGCUGGAUGAUUAUGCUAGACACCAAUCCAUGCCUUUGUUACUUCUAGGCUGGAUUAUUGUAACGCACUUUAUUUUGGGGUUAGUGAUGCGUCCAUUAGGCGCCUGCAGGUUGUGCAAAAUGCUGCAGCACGUCUUUUAACUGGAACAAAAAAGUCUGAGCACAUUACCCCAAUUUUAAUUUCACUCCACUGGC
Neolamprologus brichardi is the source of this 1875-nucleotide messenger RNA. NCBI's taxonomy places the organism in Eukaryota, Metazoa, Chordata, Actinopteri, Cichliformes, Cichlidae. The record is from RefSeq and is a predicted model, not a curated record.